CCAUAAAACCGUGCAUCUGCUGCUCCGCUGCUAAAGAUCGACACUAUACCUUAACUUACGAUCCACCAAGCUGUCACUUGUUCCCUGGGAUAUCUUAUCCCUUAUACGUCAUACUCGAAUCCACAGUGUCGAAUGUGACGAAGUGGCUAUGACGGAAAACAAACCCCUGGUCCCGUCAGCUGCCUACAGGUACGGCACAAUAGAUACAUCUGCCCCCAACCAAGAUGGUGAAGUCGCCUCUGAUCACAUCCUCGAUGCGCGCCAAGCCAAGCUUCAAAUCGGCAUCCCCACCGCUGUCUUCCUGAUUGUGAACCGUAUCAUCGGCACCGGCAUCUUCGCCACCCCAGGAACAAUCCUGGCUCUGUCCGGCAGCGUCGGGCUGUCCUUAAUUAUGUGGGUUGUCGGCAUGAUCAUUGCCCUCGCCGGUACGGCCGUAUUCAUCGAGUUCGGCACCGCGAUCCCCAAAAAUGGGGGUGAGAAGAACUACCUCGAGUAUGUCUUCACUAAGCCCAAGUUUCUCACUAGUGCCUUGUACACGGGCUACGUUGUUCUUCUGGGAUGGGCAAGCGGUAAUUCGGUUGUAUUCGGCGAGUAUAUCCUUCACGCUGCCAAUGUCGAGGUCGGACGGUGGAACCAGCGCGGUGUCGGCCUCACCUGCAUCACCUUCGCCUUCUUAGUCCACGGCCUGUUCCUCAAAUGGGGCAUGCGGCUCCAGAACGUACUCGGAUCCAUCAAGAUCAUCAUCAUCCUGAUCAUGGUGGUCGCCGGCUGGGUCGCACUCGCAGGUCAUGCAAAGCUCGAGGAGAAGCCCAACAACUUCCACGAUGCAUUCGAGGGGACCACCGGCAGUGCGUAUGGCGUCGUCACGGCGCUCUACAACGUCAUAUGGAGUUUCGCCGGCUACAGCAACGCCAACUACGCACUCAGCGAGACCAAGAACCCCGUGCGCACUUUGAGGAUCGCUGCGCCUUUGGCGGUUGGCUUCAUCGGGACGCUGUAUAUCCUCGUCAAUAUCUCGUACUUUGCUGCCGUCCCCAAGGAGGAGAUGCUCGAGGCAAAACGUCUUGUCGCCGCGUCUCUAUUUCGCAAUGUUUUUGGCGAAACCGCCGAGCGCGCACUCUCGGUCUUCGUUGCCCUGUCGGCCCUGGGUAACGUAAUGAGUGUCAUUUUCUCUCAAGGGCGGUUGGUACAAGAACUGGGUCGCGAGGGCAUCUUGCCUUUCUCCAAGUUUUGGGCGAGCAACAGACCUUUCAACGCACCGCUUGCUGGACUCUUCUGGCAUUGGCUCAUCUGCGUUAUUACCAUCCUGGCGCCUCCGCCUGGUGAUGCGUAUAAUUUUAUUCUCAACCUUAUUUCGUACCCUCUAGCUAUCAUCAACACCUUCGUCGCCGCUGGCCUAGUCCACCUCUACCUGCAUCGCGACGCCUGGAAUUGGCACCCUCCAUUUAAUGCCUCAUUGCCCGUCGUUAUCUUCUCCAUGCUCAGCAACAUUUACCUUGUAGUUGCCCCAUUCAUGCCCCCAGAGGGAGGCCAGAAUGUUUACCAAAGCCUACCGUAUUGGAUUCACUGCGUUUGCGGCUUCGGUGUCAUAUUCGCGGGAGGUGUAUACUACCUUGUUUGGGCGGUGGCCAUGCCCAAGUUAGGCAAGUACCAGCUUGUUCGGGAAACGAUAAUUGAUGAAAUUGAUGGAUGGGAGAAGAAUGUGUUUGUGAAGCGACGGCUGGGCGAACUUCCUGCAACGACAACAUAAUUUGCGCAAAAUGAAUGAUCGUUGGAUUGGACCGUAAUUGACCAUCCAACAUAUUAAUGAUAAAUGACCUAUUCACACCC
Molecule: messenger RNA, 1830 nt
Organism: Pseudomassariella vexata
Lineage: Eukaryota; Fungi; Ascomycota; Sordariomycetes; Amphisphaeriales; Pseudomassariaceae
Product: amino acid permease
Exons: 3
Coding region: 149-1750 (533 amino acids)
Biological process (GO): amino acid transmembrane transport
Cellular component (GO): membrane
Molecular function (GO): L-amino acid transmembrane transporter activity
Source: RefSeq, a predicted model, not a curated record